Suillus discolor is the source of this 756-nucleotide messenger RNA. RefSeq lists its product as uncharacterized. The transcript has 2 exons. Gene Ontology annotation, molecular function: RNA-DNA hybrid ribonuclease activity; nucleic acid binding. The annotation marks the transcript as partial. Lineage: Eukaryota; Fungi; Basidiomycota; Agaricomycetes; Boletales; Suillaceae. The record is from RefSeq and is a predicted model, not a curated record.
AUGUUAAAAUCAGCACGAAAGCAUAACGUAAGCUUUGCACCUCUGAAAUUAUCAGAAAAACUCAAGAACCAGAUACCUGCCUGGCUCCACCUUGGCGCCCCUCCAAGAACAUACAAUAAAGUAAAGAAUAAAUGCCUACAAACCACACACAAUGCGAAAUCAGUAAAGGAUCACCGAGACAUAGCCGAAAGACUAACAAAUAUCAACACCCACAGCAACAUCAAUACCUGCAUAUGCCCCGCCUGCAUUGAAAACAGACUGGUGGGUUGCAAAAACCCCAACAAGUGCACACACAUUGCGCAACAAAUCCUUGACAGCCUGAAUCCAAUAUUCAACCCCAAUACCUCACCAAGGAAAGACAACCUAACACUUAUAUAUAGAAGAUUAGAGAAAAAUGUGCGUAUGCAAAUACAACCAAAUGGCGAGAUCCUCUUCGACCCCUCCAUUAUGACCAAAAACCAUAUAUCAGAAUGCUUCCGCAUCUUCACCAUUCUGGACCACCUUGUCCAAAUCCCAGCCUAUCGCCUCCGUACUCCAAGAACACAGUUGACGGUAUAUACCGAUGGAUUGUGUACCAACAAUGGCAAACAAAAUGCAGUGUGCAGUGGAGGAAUCUGGGCAGGAGAGAACCAUCAGCUCAAUAAAGCCAUCAAAAUACCCAGAGAUAAUCACUCAAACCAGAUAGGUGAACUAACCACAGUGCUCGUAGCCCUGCAAUUGGUGAACCCAUUAUCUCCACUAAAGAUAAUCAUUGAC